AUGGCCCCUCACAGUACUAGCCCGACUUUGCCAGCGGAAUCGUUUACGCCUCUUCCAGAUACAUCCCUGCCCAAUGGUGCCAAUAGUCUCGACCGACAGGAUACACGGACCGAUCUCAAACCAGGUGCACCGUCGAUCCCUAUUGCUAUUGUGGGCAUGGCCUGCCGCUUUAGUGGCGAUGUGACUAGCCCCUCAAAGCUAUGGGACCUCUGCGCUGCCGGGAAGGAUGGCUGGUCCUCCGUUCCCGAGUCGAGUCAUUGUACCAUGCGGAUCAAGCAAAAGCCGGUAGAGUAA
Penicillium samsonianum is the source of this 294-nucleotide messenger RNA. RefSeq names its product Type I Polyketide synthases (Type I PKS). Gene Ontology annotation, molecular function: fatty acid synthase activity. Bases 1 to 294 code for a protein of 97 amino acids. The transcript is spliced from 2 exons. The record is from RefSeq and is a predicted model, not a curated record. Gene Ontology annotation, biological process: secondary metabolite biosynthetic process; fatty acid biosynthetic process. NCBI's taxonomy places the organism in Eukaryota, Fungi, Ascomycota, Eurotiomycetes, Eurotiales, Aspergillaceae.